Molecule: messenger RNA, 1365 nt
Organism: Coffea eugenioides
Lineage: Eukaryota; Viridiplantae; Streptophyta; Magnoliopsida; Gentianales; Rubiaceae
Product: aspartic proteinase CDR1-like
Exons: 1
Coding region: 1-1365 (454 amino acids)
Biological process (GO): proteolysis
Cellular component (GO): extracellular region
Molecular function (GO): aspartic-type endopeptidase activity
Source: RefSeq, a predicted model, not a curated record
AUGGCUGCAAAGAUUUCUGUUUUCUGUGUCUUUUCCACGCUAAGAUUCCUUGUAACCUUGAUUCUUAUCUCUGAAUUUUCACUCAUUGAAGGAAAAACUGGUGGCUUCUCUGUUGAUUUAAUCCAUCGUGACACUCAAAUAUCCCCCUUUCAUGAUCCCUCCAAGUCACACUACGAACAACUGAAUAAUGCCUUUCACCGAUCGUUCUCUCGAGCUGCAUAUUUCAAGAAACGAACUUCUCAAUCUGAUUCCAACCAUGCACUGGAUUCAUCAGCACAAAUCCAAUCCUACAUCACAUCUAAGAAUGGGGAAUAUCUAAUGAAAGUAUCCAUUGGAACACCGCCAGUAGAUGUUCUAGUAAUUGCUGACACGGGCAGCGAUCUGACAUGGACACAAUGCAAGCCUUGUAGUCAAUGCUACAAGCAAGAUGCCCCAUUUUUCGAUCCUCACAGAACAUCAACCUACAGAGAAAUAUCAUGCGAGUCUGCAUCCUGUGCUGCUGUCGGAACUUCCAGUUGUGAUGAUGGAAACAAUUGCGAGUACAGGUUGUCUUAUGGAGACAAUUCUUACAGUAUUGGUAGUCUUGGUGCAGAAACGUUUACAUUCAAGUCGAGUUCUGGAAAAAAUAUUUCGAUCCAAGGAGUUGUUUUUGGUUGUGGGCACCAAAACGAUGGCACGUUCAAUGAAACUGCUUCUGGAAUCGUUGGACUUGGAGGGGGAGCAGUUUCUAUAGUCACGCAAUUGAGCAAAUCAAUUGGUGGAAGAUUUUCCUACUGCUUGACGCCUUUGGUUUCUGAAUCAAACGUUUCAAGCAAGAUCAAAUUUGGCAACAAUGCUGUAGUUUUGGGCUCUAACGUAGUUUCAACUCCAUUGAUCAAGAAAAAUCCGGACACUUUCUACUUUAUCAAUCUUGAAGGCAUUAGUGUUGCAGAUAAGCAGAUUGCAUACAAAAAUUCGUCCUCGUCCAAGUUGGAUAACACCACUGACGAGGGGAAUAUAAUUAUAGAUUCUGGAACAACCUUAACAUUCGUCCCUCAACAAUUUUAUGAUGAUUUGCAAUCUACAUUGAAGGAAUCCAUCAAUGGUAAACAGGUAUCCGAUCCAAAUGGCCUCUUGGGCCUUUGCUAUCAGGUGGAGGAUAACAUCAAGUUGCCAAAUCUUGUGGUACACUUUACUGGUGCAGAUGUUGUAUUGCCUCCAACUAGUACAUUCAUUCAAGUGAGUGAAGGGACAAUUUGUCUCACAUUUGUUCCUUCCGAUGAUAUUGCCAUUUUCGGAAACUUGUCGCAGAUGAAUUUUCUUAUUGGAUAUGAUCUUAUAAACCAGAAGCUCUCCUUCUUGCCAGUUGAUUGUACCAAAUAUUAG